Messenger RNA from Lodderomyces theae, 1338 nucleotides. Its product is annotated as pseudouridine synthase. NCBI's taxonomy places the organism in Eukaryota, Fungi, Ascomycota, Pichiomycetes, Serinales, Debaryomycetaceae. Gene Ontology annotation, biological process: tRNA pseudouridine synthesis; mRNA pseudouridine synthesis. Gene Ontology annotation, cellular component: nucleus; cytoplasm. The transcript has a single exon. The coding region runs from base 1 to 1338 and encodes 445 amino acids. Gene Ontology annotation, molecular function: pseudouridine synthase activity; RNA binding. The record is from RefSeq and is a predicted model, not a curated record.
AUGUUUAGAAGUAUUCAUAUACGAUGGUUCAUGAAAAGGUCUUAUAGAAUGUCCAAGAAUACUAAUACUGCUGCCUCUACUCCUGCUACAGUGGCCUUGCCAGCUCCGCCACCUGUCGACUACUCAUCAUGGUCAAAGGAAGAUUUGAUUGCAAAGAUAUCCGAAUUGGAACACAAGACAAGCCCAACAACAUCAACUACAUCUGUGUCCACACCAGAGACAAAGCAUAAACUGAAGAAGCAAAAGCAAUUUGAUUGGAGUAAGCACAAUUUACGUUUUGUUGCGUUACGAUUUGCUUAUCUAGGCUGGAAUUAUAAUGGACUCGCGUACCAAUUUGAACCAACUCCAUUACCCACAGUGGAAGAAACGAUUUUGAAAACUUUAUCCAAGAUCAAACUCAUUCCCGAACCUAUAGACCAAGUUGAUUUCUCGAGGUGUGGAAGAACCGAUAAGGGAGUAAGCGCAAUGAAUCAAGUGAUUUCCAUCAAACUUCGAUCAAAUAUGACACCAGAAGAACAACAAGAUUCAUCGAAUGAUGACAAAGAAAUUGAUUAUUUGACAAUUAUAAACGCCAAUUUACCAGCUGACAUCAAGGUACACUCUAUAUGCCUACAUCCUCCACCAGAUUUUGAUGCCAGAUUCAGCUGCAAGAAUCGUCAUUAUCGGUACUUGUUUAAAUCAUCUAAUUUGGAUAUUGACGCCAUGAACAAAGCAGCUGAACUAUACCAAGGGCAGCACGAUUUCCGCAACUUUUGUAAAUUGGACGGAUCAAAACAAAUAACCAAUUUCGAGCGUUUUAUAUACAGCUCGAAAAUCAUUCACUUGGAGAAUGACUUGUACUGCUUUGAUUUGAUUGGCACUGCAUUUCUUUGGCAUCAAGUACGAUGCAUGGUUGCCGUAUUGUUCCUAGUGGCGCAGCGCUUAGAAAAACCCGAGAUUGUGACCGACUUGAUGGAUAUCACCAAAUACCCCACCAAACCACAAUAUGAGAUGGCAAAUGAUAUACCACUUGUGUUGUAUGAUUGUGAAUUUCCACCUAUGGAAUGGAAACAAUUCGACAAUGCGCACAAGUUUAAUCGGAUCAUGAAUGGUUUCAAGGGUAUGUGCUAUGAUUUGAGUAUCAAAACCAAAAUGCUGAGUGUUAUGGAAGAUCUUGUAUUCAAAGACCAGCCUCAAGCAACUGCAGCACCAACAAACACGGUGCCUCUUGGUGAUGGGGUAGGUCGCGCUUUUGCCAAAUAUACUCCAUUAGCCAACCGAGAACGAACUGACAGUUAUGAGAUCAUCAAUGCCCGGUGGAUGGCAAAAAAGGAAUUUAAAAGAUCCACCAACGAAUAG